AGUGGAGGGUGCGGAGUUGAGAGUAUUUCUUAGACUAAACCCUGUCCUCUGGUCGUACUUUACCAGUUUUGUUCAGCUCGCUGGCUAGCUGGUGCACAUCGAGAAGACGAGAACUAAGAGAUCCAGAUCGAUAUCAAUAUCGCGAAGAUGGUAGUGAAAGUUUAUGGUCCAGUUAGGGCAGCCUGCCCCCAGAGGGUGAUGGUUUGUCUUUUGGAGAAAGGAGUUGAGUUUGAGGUUGUGCAUGUUGAUCUUCAAGCAGGAGAGCAGAAGCAACCUCACAUUCUUGCCCGACAGCCGUUUGGGCAAGUUCCAGCAAUUGAAGAUGGCAAUUUCAAGCUUUUUGAAUCUAGAGCUAUCGUGAGGUACUAUGCAGCCAAGUACGCAGACCGUGGCCCUAACCUGCUGGGAACAACACUGGAGGAGAAGGCUCUGGUGGAUCAAUGGCUUGAAGUCGAAUCACACAACUUCAACGACUUGGUUUAUGCUGUGGUGCUUCAACUUGUGGUCCUUCCCAGUAUGGGCGAAACUAGCGACUUGGCAUUGGUGCGCGCUUGUGAAGAAAAACUGAAAAAGGUAUUCGAUGUGUACGAGGAGAGACUAUCCAAGAGCACCUAUCUGGCCGGACGCUCCUUCACUUUGGCUGAUCUGAGCCAUCUUCCAGCGAUUCGGUUUCUGAUGGACGAGGUCAAAAUGGGACAUUUGGUCACGGAGAGGAAGAAUGUGACUGCUUGGUGGGAAAAAAUUUCGAACAGGCCUGCAUGGAAGAAACUCAUGAGGCUUGCUCAAUACUAGCUAGCUAGCU
Rosa chinensis is the source of this 802-nucleotide messenger RNA. Its product is annotated as glutathione S-transferase F11. The transcript has 3 exons. Gene Ontology annotation, cellular component: cytoplasm. The coding region runs from base 148 to 792 and encodes 214 amino acids. The record is from RefSeq and is a predicted model, not a curated record. Gene Ontology annotation, molecular function: glutathione binding; glutathione transferase activity. Lineage: Eukaryota; Viridiplantae; Streptophyta; Magnoliopsida; Rosales; Rosaceae.